CAUUAUACUUUACAACCCACACAAACACUCUUUUGCCUCAACAACAAAAUUUAUUUCUUAAAUAGUGUUUUUCAUACGGUUACAGCCGCUGCUUCUACUUGAAAACUAGUACUAGUAUAAUACUACUAGUACUAAGUAGGAAUAAUAAUAAUUCCGAUUACUUGUCUUCGUCUUCUUCCUUCCAGCUCCAUUUUCUUUCCUUGUUAUUUACACAAUUGAAAAAGUAGGAUUUUCCUCUUUUUUAUUAAUUAAUUUAUUUCCCGCAAUGAUUUGAAAUGUGUUUGUAUUUUUUAUUAUUAUGUUGUUGGGGUAUCUUGAGUUGUAUAGAGGUGCAGACGACUAAUUUAUGUGUCGGCGCCAGGUCGCUUUCUGUCGGCUUCGUUUGUAUCCAACAAUGGUGAUGAUUAAAAUGGCCGGGCCGAGGAGAGAAUAACCCAUUUCUAUUAAACUAGAGUAUCAUAUUCCCCACAUACCCAUUACCCACUACCCUUACCCACCCGAAAUAAAAAGCAUAGAAACAAGAGAAGCAAGCUAUACCUGCACCACUAUGCUGAUGAUUCAUUGUUAGUGUUACGGGAUUUCAGUAGAUUUUAGAUUUCAUACUUCCUCUCCCUCAAGUUUCAAUAUUUCUGACUUUAUGUGGGAAUGCGGCUGAAUUCUGAUCCAACUACUGCUACUGCUGCUGCCGCUUCUCCCAGAUUACUCCCUCCCAAAUGAAGUUUGCUGUCUUCUAUCCAACCCAUUUAUCUUCCAUCUCAGAAAAAAACAUAUUCAUAUACUUAUUCUUAAGCAUUGGGUUGCCGUGGGUUUUAAGCUCUUGUCUAUCAUAUGCUUUUGGUGGGUCCUUCAGUCUUUGUUGCUUGAGGUUUCAUCUGAAAAUAGUGUACUAUGUCCUCCCACCUGCCUCGGGGUUUGUCUUCUAAAUAAGUGUUUGCUCCAUCUUAUGCAAGGCGAUUACCUACAUGCACAGUGUCAAUGUGUCAAAAUAUAUAUCCCAAAAGUACUCGCCUUUGCAGCUGAAGUGGUCGCCAAAUGUCAAGGACUCUUGCAGCAAUUGUAGGAGGUGCUGCAGGAGCCGUGGCAUUGGUGGGGAUUGUGAUUGUCAUUUUAUGGUUCUGUAUUUUUCAUAAAAGGAGCAUUUCAAGAACUUCUGAGACAGGCUCUUCUGAUCCAUCUAUUCAAGUUGGAAAAACUGCUGGGAUUGAAUUGACCUUACGAGAUGCCAGGCGCUUCCAGAUAGAAGAAUUGUCUUUGGCAACAAAAGGUUUUAGUGAUAAGAGUUUGAUUGGCCAAGGCAAAUUUGGGGAGGUGUACAAGGGAUUGCUUCAUGAUGGCAUGCUUGUAGCAAUAAAAAGGCGAUCGGUUGUCCCUAGCCAGGAAUUUAUUGAUGAGGUUCGCUAUCUCUCAUCUAUUCAGCACCGGAACUUAGUCACCCUCCUAGGAUACUGCCAGGAACGCGAUCAGCAGAUUCUUGUCUAUGAGUACAUACCUAAUGGAAGUGUAUCCGUUCACUUAUAUGGCGAUGGUCAUGUUACACAAGAGAAACUUGAGUUCAAGCAUAGGCUUUCUAUAGCUCUAGGAGCAGCUAAAGGUCUUGCUCAUCUUCAUUCCCUAAGUCCCCGCUUGAUUCAUAAAGACUUCAAGACAGCAAAUGUUCUCGUGGAUGAAAAUUUCAUAGCUAAAGUUGCAGAUGCAGGAUUACGCAAUUUUCUUGGGAGAUUUGAGGUUGCAGGCCCAUCUUCUCAAGUGGCUGCUGAUGAAAUUUUUCUUGCUCCAGAGGUCAGAGAGUUCCGACGAUUUUCUGAGAAAAGUGAUGCCUACAGUUUUGGUGUAUUUCUCCUGGAGCUAGUUAGUGGCCGUGAAGCAAUGGAUUUGCUGUCUUCAGAUUUGAAUAUAAACAUAGUUGAAUGGGUGGAGAAUUAUCAGGAAUCUGGCAACAUAUCUGCCAUCAUUGAUCAAAGAUUGGGUAAUAGCUUUACCACAGAAGGCAUGGGAGAGUUCAUGCAGUUGACUGUCCGUUGUAUGGACCCUUCGAGUGAAAGGCGGCCUACCAUGAGUUAUGUGGUGACGGAACUGGAUCGGAUACUGGAGAAAGAGAUGAGCUUGACAACAAUCAUGGGAGAAGGAACUCCAGUUGUGACUCUUGGAAGCCAGCUUUUUAGGGCUUCAAAAUAAGAUGCAAGUGUGGGAAUUAAGCUUCUUUGUUGUAUUAAUUCUUUUGUUUGUGUGAUUUGUCAUAUUAUUUACAGAAACACCAGAUUGGAAAGAGAGAUGCAUCCAGCUGUUUGUUAACUGUAAAAAAGAAAAAAUAACAGCUGUGUUUUUUUCUUCUUUUAUUCUUUCCUCUCAUAAAUGUACUCUAAACCUUGUGCUAAACAAUUAUUUGUUGAUAAUAGAUGAAGAUUGUCUGGAGUGAUUUUUUUUAAUA
Nicotiana tabacum (common tobacco) is the source of this 2428-nucleotide messenger RNA. RefSeq names its product nodulation receptor kinase. Gene Ontology annotation, molecular function: protein kinase activity; ATP binding. The record is from RefSeq and is a predicted model, not a curated record. Gene Ontology annotation, biological process: protein phosphorylation. Lineage: Eukaryota; Viridiplantae; Streptophyta; Magnoliopsida; Solanales; Solanaceae.